This is a messenger RNA of Drosophila grimshawi, 2215 nucleotides long. RefSeq names its product serine proteinase stubble (gene Sb). NCBI's taxonomy places the organism in Eukaryota, Metazoa, Arthropoda, Insecta, Diptera, Drosophilidae. The record is from RefSeq and is a predicted model, not a curated record. Gene Ontology annotation, molecular function: serine-type endopeptidase activity. The transcript has 8 exons. The coding region runs from base 14 to 2215 and encodes 733 amino acids. Gene Ontology annotation, biological process: proteolysis.
CACAGCAUCGAAGAUGUGGCCCAAACAGCGUUGGCUAGUCAACAGAGCAACUGCAGCGAUAUCGGCGAGGAGCAGCAGACACCAAAUAGUAGAAGUAUUAGUAGGCUUAAUCUUAGUCAAUUGCCUUGCCUCAGCGACAGCGGCGCUUAUCACACCACCGGACAGUAGCAGCAGCAACAGUUUUGACUACGAGUCCACAAAUGAUGAUGAGGGCAGAACGUCCCAGUUGCCUAGUUUCUAUCGCAGUCCACAUCGCCUUGAUGGCUACUAUACGCCAGUGGAUCUGCAGCGCAGCCACAACUUUAAGAUAAGCCCAAAACCGUGUUCCUUUGGACGCAUCGAGGGCACCUGCAUGUUCGUCUGGGAGUGUAUCAAGUCCGAGGGGCAGCACGUGGGUAUGUGCGUUGACUCGUUCAUGUUUGGCUCGUGCUGUGCUCACAACUACACCGAAAAUAUUGUGUUGCCACACACAGCCUUCUCCUAUACGCGACCCACCAAGCCCCUCUCACUGAGGCCGCGACCACCGCCGCAGCCGCACAAGCCGCUAAUCAGUGGUAUGACAACAAUAGAGCGUCCGCAUGGCGCUGGAACAUUGGUAAUUCGUCCUUCCGGGCCGGUGCAUCAGGGCACAUUGUCCAGGCCGCAUCCGAAACCGACGUUAUUGCCUGAUUUGCAGAGUGCGUCUAGCCAGGCUACAGCCAGUUCAAGUGAGUAUAGAAUGGCGCCUUAUUAUAGUAUUUGGCAUACAUCAACGCAACAGCAGUCGCUGUCGCAGUCGCAGUCGCUGCAUCAGCAGCUACACUGGCACAUGACCACCGAGCCAAGCUUUAUUACCAAGCCGCGACCCACCGGCUGGACCAAGCCCGGCAUCAUCAAUUUACCAUCGCCCAUGCGUCCCUCCAAGCCGCCAAGGCCCACAAAGAAGCCGAUUGUCUACGAGCGGCCACCGCUAACGCCGCUGCCGACGACGUCGUCGUCAACGCCAACCACAAUGAUGCUGUCGGCGCAGACGAGACCGAAGCCUAAGCCCAAACCCAAACCCACACCGACCAGACCUCAGCUGUCGCCGGCCACAUCAUUAGCCACGUCGUCCUCAUCAGCAUCCACAAUAACCACAACAACGACAAAGGGUACAACAACAACAACAACAACUACGAGGAAACCCACAAGGCCCUAUCAGCGACCCACCACAGCAGCAGCAGGAACGACGACAACAACAUCAACAACUACAACAGGAGGAACAACAGCAGCCGCAUCAACUACUAGACCGCGUCCGAGUCCAAGCAGCGAUCGUCCAAUGGCGCAGCAGCCCACACGCCAUCCCAUAAUACAACAGCCGGCCACGAUGGGCAUUGAAUCCAAUGAGAUAACGGACUCCUCCACACAUGAUGCCGGCACAGCGAUGCUGGGCCAUGUGAAGACCAUUUCGGCUGCACGCAGCGAGUGUGGAGUGCCGAUGCUGACGCGUCCAGAGACGCGCAUUGUGGGCGGCAAGAGCGCAGCCUUCGGUCGUUGGCCCUGGCAGGUGUCUGUGCGACGCACCUCGUUCUUUGGCUUCUCCAGUACCCAUCGCUGCGGUGGCGCUUUGAUCAACGAGAACUGGAUAGCAACGGCGGGGCACUGUGUAGACGAUCUGCUCAUCUCACAGAUACGCAUACGCGUGGGCGAAUACGAUUUCUCGCAUGUGCAGGAGCAGCUGCCUUACAUUGAGCGCGGCGUGGCCAAGAAGGUGGUACAUCCCAAAUACAAUUUCUUCACGUACGAGUAUGAUUUGGCGCUGGUGAAGCUGGAGCAACCGCUCGAAUUUGCGCCGCAUGUCAGUCCCAUUUGUCUGCCCGAAACGGAGAGCCUACUGAUUGGCAUGAAUGCCACCGUCACCGGCUGGGGUCGUCUCAGUGAGGGCGGUACGCUGCCGUCGGUGCUGCAGGAGGUGUCGGUGCCUAUUGUGAGUAAUGACAAUUGCAAGUCCAUGUUUCUGCGCGCCGGUCGCCAGGAAUUCAUACCAGACAUUUUUCUAUGCGCUGGCUAUGAAACGGGUGGCCAGGACUCGUGUCAAGGUGACUCCGGUGGGCCCUUGCAGGCCAAAUCACAGGAUGGUCGCUUCUUUCUGGCUGGGAUCAUUUCCUGGGGCAUUGGUUGUGCCGAGGCCAAUUUGCCUGGCGUCUGCACUCGCAUCUCGAAAUUUGUGCCCUGGAUACUGGAGCAUGUGAGAUGA